UUACAUUCAGGCUGCUGUGGAAGAUUUAUUGUGGGUCUCUGAGCGACCCAUGAUCCUCACGCCUGCCUGGCAGUGGGAGACUCGAUCUGUGGAGGUAAUAAACCCGCAGUUCCCCAAGAAGCUCAGUGUGAUUAGUCUGCUGGUUUGAGAGAGAACACAGGGAGAGAUCUUGCAGUCACGUGACCGGAAAGUAAGCAGCCGCCAUCUUGUCGGUAAAAAACACCGCUGAAUACUGCUGCACUCGUGUACAGAAUGGAUCACUUUCAACCGACGGACUACACGGCUCAUUUUUCUAAUGAACAGAUAACUAGAUAUAUGUCUAAAAUAAACGACCUACAGAUUAGUGACCCUUAUGGCUUACCGGACGGAGUUUUCACGACCGUGUCAGUGGAUAUUGAACUGCCAGAGGUGGAAUACCCAGACGUGUAUAAUUACCUCAUUAACUUUCCCUCGCUGUUCAGUGGUGAAGCACUGCGUGCUUAUAAAUCUCUGCACAGUUAUCUUUAAAAAAAAAAAAAUUCAGGAUUUGUCAGCGACUCAGAUGUGGCAUCUUGUAAACAAGAAAAAAACAAUCCUCAUUGGACGGAUUCUCCUGGAGCGGCUCUGAGGAUGUGCAGCCUGGGAACCUGGGCAGGUGACAGCAUGGGGCAAGUGUGUAUCCUCAACCUGCAACUGUGAAUCCAGAGCACUUUACUGGAACUUAAAGAGCACUCCUGGACCUUCACAGCAUUGUUUCUGAAAGAAGCUCCACCAUGAAAGAGGAUUAAAGUUACACUACCAUUCAAAAGUUUGGGGUCCCUUUGAAAUGUCCUUAUUUUUGAAAGAAAAGCACUGUUCUUUUCAAUGAAGGUCACUUUAAACUAAUCAGAAAUCCACUCUAUACAUUGCUAAUGUGGUAAAUGACUAUUCUAGCUGCAGAUGUCUGGUUUUUGGUGCAAUAUCUCCAUAGGUGUAUAGAGGCCCAUUUCCAGCAACUAUCACUCCAGUGUUCUAAUGGUACAAUGUGUUUGCUCAUUGCCUCAGAAGGCUAAUGGAUGAUUAGAAAACCCUUGUACAAUCAUGUUAGCACAGCUGAAAACAGUUGAGCUCUUUAGAGAAGCUAUAAAACUGACCUUCCUUUGAGCAGAUUGAGUUUCUGGAGCAUCACAUUUGUGGGGUCGAUUAAAUGCUCAAAAUGGCCAGAAAAAUGUCUUGACUAUAUUUUCUAUUCAUUUUACAACUUAUGGUGGGAAAUAAAAGUGUGACUUUUCAUGGAAAACACAAAAUUGUCUGGGUGACCCCAAACUUUUGAACGGUAGUGUAUUUCAUUUAUUCAAUAAAUCUUAUGAGGCCGCCGUGGAAUUUUAUUACAAGUUGUAAGCUGCUGAAGCCUCUGCUCUCACAGCUCAUUACACGAUUAACACACACAAGUUCCAGAAUCACAGUGACGAGCCGCAGCCUUGAACCCGCAGCCUUCACGGGAGCGCGCACUCCGUCCUCUCACAGCGCGCGCGCGCUCGGGCCCCUGCGGUGCGGUGGAACCGGUUUAUGUAAAUGAUGCUGAUGGAGCCAUUUUAAUGCGCGACUCUGAGCGGAGCUGCAGAGAGAGAGAGAGAGAGAGAGAGAGGUUGCACCGGUUUAACGCGCAGAGGGGAGAGAGAGAGAGAGAGAGAAGCAUGGACGCGUCUCCACAAAGCCGCAGAAGUUGUUUGCAGUGAAUCAGAAGUUGGAGUGAAGCUGCAGCAGGAUCUUUCCGAGAUGCAGUGGGUUCUGUUGUUUUGUGUGCUCGCGCGCUUAAACGUCCCGGUGCGCGGUUUCGUGGUGAACCUCCGCGCGGACGCGAAACCGGGCAGCACCAUCGCACGCGCCGAGUACCGAGGCUCCACGUGCGCUCUGCAUCAGGUCAUCGCUCCGAGGUUCACGCGGGGUUUCCUCAGAACCGCCCCCCCCGCGGGCACGGUGUCCGUUUCUGGGUCUCUGCCCCGCUGCCGCGCUUUACCCUUAAACCCGUUUCCGGUGUACACGGUGACCGACUGCGCGAGCGACGCCCUGGGCUUCAGGCACCUUUUAAUCAAUCAGUACCACGUGCGCGUCCACGGGAAGGACUGCCAGAGCAAACCUGAACGCAGGGGAUCAUGGGACAUGGAGGUCAUCACUCUGCUGAACCUGCACGACCAGGAGACCCAGUGUCACGAGCCCGGACGUGCACUCUUUCACCUUCAGGAAGUGCUCCCUUUUCACACGGGUUCAGACUGUCACGUAAGCAGGACUGAUUUUUUUGUUUCUGAGGGGGAACUGUUCGUAUCCGAGCCGCUCUGCUUGAAGCACAACUCGCUCCUGGAGUUUGACCUGCGUUGCCAGGGACAGGCGCCGAACAGGGCGGUUUCUGCUCAUUGGCACAUCGGUCAGGGUUCCUUCAAGCAAACUUACCUGGAACGGUUACUGUCCAAAGUGGCGGCACGGAGCAAUUCUGGUUUUCUUAGCAGGAAAAAGAGGAAUGCAAAGACGAACACUAACCCGCAGUUUCAGCCUCCCAUGUACCAAGUGUCAGUCCCGGAAAACAAACUCGCAGGAACAUCCGUGGUCACCCUGAGAGCGACAGAUCCGGACGAAGGAGAAGCGGGACGUCUGGAAUAUUCCAUCGAAGCCCUUUUUGACAGCCGUUCCAACAACCUCUUCACCGUGGACCCUGCAAGCGGAUUAGUGUCCACCGUGGAGGAGCUGGACCGAGAGACCAAGGACACCCAUGUCUUCAGGGUUACGGCUGUGGAUCGUGGGUCACCCCGACGCACGGCCAUGGCGACACUGACUGUAACCGUGAGUGACACAAACGACCACAACCCCAUGUUCGAGCAGCAGGACUACAACGAGAGCAUGCGGGAAAACCUGGAGAUCGGCUACGAGGUGCUCACGGUGCGAGCCACAGAUGGAGACGCCCCUGUGAAUGGCAAUAUUUUAUACAAAAUCCUGAACAGCAAUGGAUCCAAUGACGUUUUCGAGAUUGAUUCACGUUCCGGAGUGAUUCGAAUCCGUGGGCCUGUAGAUCGUGAAACGGUCGAGUCUUAUUUGCUUCUCGUUGAAGCUAAUGAUCAAGGUCGUGACCCUGGACCUCGUAGUGCAACAGCGACUGUGCAUAUAGUGGUGGAGGACGACAACGAUAACGCUCCACAGUUUAGUGAGAAACGCUAUAUUGUGCAAGUACCUGAAGAUCUCACACCAAAUACAGAGAUCUUGCAAGUGAAUGCCACUGAUCAGGACCGCGGUAGCAACGCUGUGGUUCACUUUAGCAUCAUGAGCGGGAACACUAGAGGACAGUUUUAUAUUGAUGCGCAAACCGGGAAGUUGGACCUUGUUAGCCAGCUGGACUAUGAGACAAAUAAAGAAUACACCCUACGAAUCAGGGCUCAGGAUGGUGGACGUCCACCUUUGUCCAACAUCUCCGGCCUGGUGACAGUGCAGGUCUUGGAUGUAAAUGACAAUGCUCCAAUUUUUGUUAGCACGCCUUUCCAGGCCACAGUUCUUGAAAACGUCCCCCUGGGAUACUCGGUUAUACACAUCCAGGCCGUGGACGCCGACUCUGGAGAGAAUUCUCGAUUGGAAUACCGGCUCACGGAGACGACACCAAACUUCCCAUUUGCAAUAAAUAACAGUACUGGGUGGAUUGUGGUAGUGACAGAGCUAGACCGAGAGAGUGUGGACUUCUACAGCUUUGGUGUGGAGGCUUGGGAUCACGGGGCACUCGUAAUGUCAUCCUCCGCUAGCAUUAGCAUGACCGUCUUGGACGUUAAUGACAACAAUCCGGAGUUCACUCAGAAAGCCUACUACAUGCGUCUAAAUGAGGAUGCCACCGUUGGAACGAGUGUGGUGACCGUUUCCGCAGUGGAUCGGGACAUCAACAGCGUGGUGACCUAUCAGCUCUCUAGCGGAAACACAAGAAACCGAUUCUCCAUCACCAGCCAGAGUGGAGGAGGUCUCAUCACACUCGCACUUCCUCUUGAUUAUAAACUGGAGAGGCAGUACGUUCUGAGUGUAACUGCUUCCGACGGCACACGAUUUGACAUGGCUAAGGUUUACAUCAAUGUCACGGAUGCUAACACGCACCGUCCUGUUUUCCAAAGCUCGCAUUACACCAUCAACAUCAACGAGGACCGUCCUGUGGGUACAACCGUUGUGGUGAUCAGUGCCACGGACGAGGACACGGGCGAGAACGCGCGCAUCACGUACGAUAUGGAGGACAGCAUCCCAGAGUUCAGCAUUGACACGGAUUCAGGCGCUGUGACAACGCAGAUGGAGCUGGACUACGAAGAUCAGGUGUCGUACACGCUGGCCAUCAUGGCUCGAGACAACGGAAUACCGCAGAAAUCCGAUACCACCUACCUGGAGAUCCUGGUAAAUGAUGUGAAUGAUAACGCACCCAGAUUCCUGAGAGAUCGUUACCUGGGCUCCGUAAUGGAGGAUGUACCUGUGUAUACAAGUGUAGUCCAGGUGUCCGCUACCGAUCAGGACUCAGGAUUAAAUGGCCGGGUUUUUUACACCUUCCAGGGGGGUGAUGAUGGUGAUGGUGACUUUAUCAUCGAGUCUACGUCUGGAAUCGUUCGCACGUUGAGGCGACUGGACCGCGAGAACACUGCCGUCUAUAACUUGCAGGCUUUCGCUGUGGAUAAAGGACUUCCUGCCCUGAAAACCUCAGUGGACAUUCAAGUGACAAUCUUGGACGUAAACGACAACCCGCCUGUGUUCGAGAAGGAUGAGUUUGAUAUCUUCGUCGAGGAAAACAGCCCCAUCGGCCUUGUCGUGGCCCACAUUUCAGCCACAGACCCUGACGAGGGAAGCAAUGCCCAGAUCAUGUACCAGAUCGUUGAGGGGAACAUCCCAGAAGUGUUCCAGCUCGACAUUUUCAGUGGUGAGCUCAUGGCUCUGACGGAUCUGGACUACGAGGCUCGGUCCGAGUACGUCAUCGUGGUCCAGGCCACUUCCGCUCCUCUGGUCAGCCGAGCCACUGUGCACAUCAGACUCGUCGACAGGAAUGACAACGCACCCGUCCUGAAAAACUUCCAGAUUAUUUUCAACAACUAUGUGACAGAAAAGUCCAGCAGCUUCCCGACAGGGGUGAUUGGAAAAAUACCAGCCCAUGAUCCAGAUGUAUCAGAUCAACUGAGCUACAGAUUCGAGGCAGGAAAUGAGCUGCACUUGCUGAUUCUGAACCAGACCACCGGAGAGAUACGGCUCAGCCAAGAUCUGGACAACAACCGACCACUUGAGGCCUCGAUGAGGAUCGCUGUUUCAGAUGGUGUUCACUCAGUCUCGGCUCAGUGUUUGCUGCAGGUCACUAUUAUCACGGAUGAAAUGCUCUCCAACAGCAUCACACUCCGAUUGGCAAACACCUCCCAGGAACGCUUCCUCUCCGUCCUAUUGUCCGAGUUUUUGGAGGGCGUGGCUCACGUACUCUCCACCAACCGUGACGACGUCAUCAUCUUCAAUGUCCAAGAUGACACGGAUGUCAGCGCCGCCAUUUUAAAUGUCAGUCUGUCUGUCUUCCGAAUGGGCAAUGGGGUUAGGGGUAGAGCCUCACGCCUGGUGCCUGUGGGGGCGGAGUUUAUCGGCUCAGAGGAGCUCCAGGAGCGUCUUUACCUGAACCGGAGCCUGCUCGCGCACAUUUCCUCUCAGCAGGUCCUGCCGUUUGACGACAACAUCUGUCUGCGUGAACCAUGUGAGAACUACAUGAAGUGUGUGUCAGUGCUGAAGUUCGACAGCCUCGCACCGUUCAUCAGCUCCAACACCAUCCUGUUCCGCCCCAUUCAGCCAAUCACAGGCCUCCGCUGCCGCUGCCCACCCGGCUUCACUGGCGAGUUCUGCGAGACCGAGAUCGACCUCUGCUACUCCAACCCGUGCGGGAACCACGGCGUGUGUCGCUCGCAUGAGGGAGGGUUCACCUGCGAGUGUCUCGAUGACUACACAGGUGAGUGGUGUGUGGUGUCAUCACGCUCAGGCCGCUGUGUGCCGGGUGUGUGUAAGAAUGGGGGUGUGUGUGUGAACCUGUUGGUGGGGGGGUUCAGGUGCGAGUGUCCACCAGGAGCCUACGAGAAACCGUACUGUCACAUGAGCACACGCAGCUUCCCCCCAAACACCUUCAUCACCUUCAAGGGGCUGCGUCAGAGAUUCCACUUCACGCUCACGCUCAGCUUUGCCACCAGAGAGCUGAAUGGGUUGUUGCUCUACAACGGCCGCUUCAAUGAGAAACACGACUUCAUCACCAUGGAGAUUGUUAACAAGCAGAUCCAGCUCACCUUCUCAGCAGGUGAAACUAAGACAACAGUAUCACCCUUUAUCCCGGGGGGAGUGAGUGAUGGAGAGUGGCACUCUGUUCACGUGCACUAUUACAACAAGCCGGCUCUGAAUCAGGCCGGUCUCCCACAGGGUCCAUCAGAUCAGAAGGUCGUCGUGGUAACGGUGGAUAACUGUGACAUGUCGGUGGCUCUUCGGUUUGGUCGCACCAUCGGUAACUACUCAUGUGCUGCUCAGGGCAGUCAGUCCGGAUCCAAGAAGUCUCUGGACCUCACAGGGCCGUUGUUGCUGGGCGGAGUCCCUCACCUGCCCGAGGAUUUCCCUGUGCACAGCCGCCAGUUUGUGGGCUGCAUGAAGGACCUGCACAUCGACAGCAGAUACAUCGACAUGAACAGCUUCAUCGCUAACAACGGCACUGUACCAGGAUGCUCAGCAAAGAGGCAGAUGUGUGUGAGUAGCCCGUGUGUGAACGGCGGUGUGUGUGUGAGUCUGUGGGGCUCUCUCAAGUGCGACUGCCUGCUGGGGUUUGGGGGGAGGAGUUGUGAGAAAGUGAUGCCAAACCCUCAGCGUUUCCAUGGUAAUGGCCUGUUGCUGUGGAAUGACCUGGAUGCCAUGGUGACGGUGCCCUGGAGACUGGAGCUGAUGUUCCGCACGCGACAACCAACGUCUACAAUUUUACACAUCACCACCGAGCAACAGCACAAUCUCACUGUGCAGCUGCGAGACAGUAGUGUGUUGAUGUCUCUCUACCGUGGUGAGGACUCGGCUGUGUCUCGUCUCGAGGAGGCAUCUGUUGCUGAUGGGGAGUGGCAUCACCUGCAGCUCAAAGUGCGCACUUCAUCAAGGGAACUUGCGACAGGACCCACAGUGACGCUCUCACUCGACCACGGCCUCUACAUGUCCUCUAUGGAGGUGGACAUUGAGAUUCAGGGAGCAAUGGUGAAGGUACUGAGUGUUGGAGGCGUCGCUGUUGGCAACAACAAAGUACAUCAGGGAUUCCGUGGGUGUGUACAGGGUGUGCGUGUGAGCGAUGCUGUGCUGAGUGUGUUCCAGGCUCACAGGUUAAAUGUGGAAGACGGCUGCUCUGUGUCUGACCCCUGUGCCUCUAGCCCUUGCCCCACCCACAGCUCCUGCACCAAUCACUGGGACUCUUACACCUGCACCUGCCUUCCAGGCUACUUUGGUGACAACUGUACAGAUGUGUGCACCCUGAACCCCUGCGAGCACCAAUCAACUUGUAGAAAGAAGUCAAGCUCCGCCCACGGCUACACAUGUGACUGUCGCAGUAAUUAUUUUGGACGCUACUGUGAGAAAAAGACUGACCUGCCAUGUCCUCGGGGUUGGUGGGGGCACAAGACAUGUGGUCCAUGUAACUGUCCAACUGAUAAGGGGUUUGAUUCCGACUGCAACAAGACCAGUGGAGAGUGCCGCUGCAAGGAUAACCACUACCGGCCGCUGGGCAGUGAUGUGUGUUUGCUGUGCGAGUGUUAUCCCAUGGGCUCGUUCUCGCGUGUGUGUGACAGACAGAGUGGGCAGUGUGAGUGUAAGCCGGGCGUCAUCGGCCGACAGUGUGACCGCUGUGACAAUCCGUUUGCUGAGGUCUCAGCCAAUGGCUGUGAAGUGAUCUAUGACAGCUGUCCCCAGGCAACUGAGGGAGGGAUUUGGUGGCCCAGGACGAAGUUUGGUCUCCCAGCCGCGGUGCCGUGUCCUAAGGGCUCCACAGGGACGGCGAUCAGACACUGUGAUGAACACAAAGGCUGGCUGCCUCCCAACCUCUUUAACUGCACCUCCAUCCUCUUCACGAAGCUCAAGCUGCUGUGGGAGCAGGUGAACAGAGACAUGUCCGUGUUGGACUCGGUUAAAGUUCAGCAGGCUGCGUCUCUGCUCUACAACGCCACGGCACACACGCACUCCUACUACGGCAGUGACAUUCAGAUCGCCUACCGCCUCACACACGCACUCCUGCAGCACGAGAGCAACACGCACGGCUUCAACCUGGCCGCGACACAGGACGUCCGCUUCAACCAGCACCUGAUGCAUGUGUGUAGUGCUAUUCUGGCCUCAGACACUCAUCAUCACUGGGAGCAGAUCCAGCAAACUCAGGGAGGAACAGCUGCACUGCUGCAACAGUUUGAGGCGUACACACACACACUCGCGCAGAACAUGAGGAGAACCUACCUGAACCCGUUCACCAUCAUCACACCGAACAUAGUCCUCUCCAUCGAUCGUUUGGAGAAGGAGAAUUUUGCUGGUGCUAAACUCCCUCAAUAUCAGUCUCUGCGUGGACUCCGCCCGGCUGACCUUGACACAGCCAUCAUGCUCCCCAGUUCCAUUUUCAGCCCUACCUCUGAGGGGAAAGGUCACCGACAUCAGGGUGAGCCAAUCACAGAGCUCAGCAGGAAUCACUCGGCCAAUCGGAAGAGGCGUCACCCUGAUGAGCGCGAGCAGCACGCCAUUGCCAGCAUCGUCAUCUUCCACACACUCGCUACACUCCUGCCUGAGAGAUACGACACGGACAAGAGGAGUCUGAGGGUUCCGAAGCGGCCGGUCAUUAACACUCCUGUGAUCAGUGUGAUGGUGUUUGAUAAUGAGCAGUUCAUACAGCACACACUGGAGAAACCCGUCACGCUGCAGUUCCAUCUGCUCACCACUGAGGAGCGCUCUAAACCCAUCUGUGUGUUCUGGAACCACUCCAUUGGUGUGGGUGGUUGGUCCUCUAAAGGAUGUGAGGUAGUUUUCAGGAACAACACACACAUCAGCUGCCAGUGUUACCACAUGACCAGCUUCGCUGUUCUGAUGGACAUCUCGCACAGAGAGAAUGGUGAGAUCUUGCCCAUGAGUUUGGUGACGAUGUGUACAGUGUCAGUAACUCUGGGCUUCAUCUUCCUCACCGUGGUCUUCCUCACCUGUCUGAGAGACGUCACCUCCAACCUCAGCAGCAUCGCGAACAACGGAGCCUCCGCCCUCUUCAUCGCCCAGCUCCUCUUCAUCCUGGGCAUCAACCAGACUGACAAUCCGUUUGUGUGUACUAUCAUGGCCAUCCUGCUGCAGUUCUUCUACAUGUGUGUGUUCUCAUGGCUUUUCCUCGAGAGUCUCCAUGUGUACCGCAUGCUGAACGAAGUGCGAGACAUCAACUACGGCCCCAUGCGCUUCUACUACCUCAUCGGCUGGGGCGUGCCGGCUAUCAUCACUGGUCUGGCCGUGGGUUUGGACCCCGAGGGCUACGGAAACCCAGAUUUCUGCUGGCUCUCUCUCUAUGACACUCUGGUCUGGAGCCUUGCUGGACCGAUCGCUCUUGUGGUGGCUAUGAACGUGUUCCUGUAUAUCCUGGCCUCCAGAACAUCGUGUUCAACCAAAGCACACAGCUGUGAGAAGAAAGAAACUCCAGUGUGCGGAUUGCGUACAGCGUGUGGUGUGUUAUUCUUGGUGACAGUGACGUGUUUACUCGCUCUGCUCUCUGUAAACACUGAUCUGAUUGUGUUUCACUACCUGUUCGCUGCAUUCAACUGUCUACAGGGUCCCUUCAUCUUCUUUUUCAGGAUUGUGUUCUGUAAGGAGGUUCGUGGCGCUGUACAAUACUGCUGCGGAAAAAAACGCCCAGAACACACCAUCAAACCCAAACCAUCAUCGUUCAGCAGUAGUUGUGUCGAUGGCCGUGUGUAUCAUUUGUCCUAUUCUGAGUCCAGUGUUUCUCUAAACGGGACACUGCAGAGCAUCAAGAGCCAACACAGUUACGUCCCCUUCAUACUGAGGGAGGAUGAAGGUUUGAAUAACAGCCUCGACACUCUAAACAUCCCUGAAAACAAAGAUGACUCAGACUCAGAAAGUGACCUGUCAGAGAUGGAGGAUGAUCAGAGCGGAUCGUUCGCCUCCACACACUCAUCAGACAGCGAGGAGGAGGACGAGCAAUACACACCGAAAGAGUGGUGGGAAAACCACACACACACCAGCCAGAGGGAGCAAGAUUGUGAUUCAGGGGGCGGGGCCAAACCAAAGGCGGAGACUCUGACACCUCCAGACGAGAGAUCUGAGAAUUAUGGGAAGGAGAGCACACUGCCCUUACUACUACACAAACCACACACACACCCACACAAAGGAAUUCUGAAGAAGAAGACCCUCUCUCCGAUUGCUGAGAGAAACGGGAUACAUCGCAUCCAUAACCAGCUGUCCGUCAGCCCCUCAGGCUCCGCCUUCUCCAGAGGCCCCGGCACUUCCAUUGGCUCUUCUCCCAACCAGGACCAAGGGGGCGGGGCCGUACAGGUUUGGUCAAAUGAAGUUCCUACGAGUGUGAGGACAGGAGUUCGAGACAGUGACUCGUCCGGAUCAGACCACUCUUGCCAAACCUCCAUGUAACCACGCUGACAUCAGGGGUGUGUCCAUUAUCCAUGAAGCCACGCCCACCAGGCUCAGGAAAACAGAAGGCAAACAAAGCGUUGGACACUCCCAUGAUUCCCAACGCCUAUCUGCGUAACGGACUUCUCUGUGCCAAAACGCCACAGGAGACGAUGCUCAACACCGUGAUGCCAUGUUAGUCUUCAGUUUUACUUCUCUUUCUGCAUUUGUUUACUCGAAGUGACGCGCUUUUUGAAGGAUUCUACUGCACGGCACAAACAAACACAACGAGACUUUAAACAUGAGGACGCGUAAAGACGCGAAGCUGAACAAGAACAUCAGGGAAACUCUGGUGCUUUCUGGACAGAUCAUACAGCUGAGAUCAGAAGGUGUUGAUUAUCCUUCACCCUUCACUCCCUCACAACCGAGCACGCUCGUGUGCCGAUAAUCAGCUCGACGAUACACUGCAAUAUUAACGAUAUCAUUAUGGUGAAUAAAAUACUCCAACUGCUCCUGCUUUCAGUUCAGGAUGAGGGCGUGUCUGUAGGAGGGGUUUUUAGGCACGUAUCCUCCACCAGCUCCUCUCUUGGACAGGCUCCUCAUUCUCAGAGAAGAUCCCAGAAUUCUGUUCUCUGCUUCCCAAAACAGCACAACAGUUUUAAAAUGCAAUAGUGUGAUCAUUUCAUGAGUUUUGAUUAAUUGUUCAGUAAUCAUCACAAUAUAGAUGAUAUUUCGUGUAAACACACAUCAUGGGCAUUACAUUUUUGUCUGAACACACACACACACACACACACACACACACAGAGGACUGAUGCCUGCUCCACCUGCUCCAGUCUUAUUUUAUCCGACUGAUGGAGGAAAAAAAGAUGAAACACACAACCCUUUGAUACACUGAGAUAUUUUUUUGCUAAAUAUCAGGAGACCAUUUUAAAAGGAUUUUUUUUUUUAUUUGAAAAAACCUGAAGGAUUUCACUCAGACUUUUGUAUUUUGUAGUUUAUACAUGAAGGAUGCUAGGUUUUUGUUGUUGUUUUUGUGAACUCUGUCCCCUCGUGUGUGUUAAACUCGGAUGUCUGGAGUAAAAUAAGCUGUGAUGUUGUACAGGUUUGAUAUGAGACUGUAAAUCUUCUGUAACGCUACUAAACUCAGUCACUGCUCAUUCGUGUGUGUGUUAAACGCCAUUCAUACAGUAAUGGACUGAAGGUAUAUUUUGUAAGCAUUGCGCUUUUAUAGACGGAUGUUUUGCUCGGUUCUGACUUAUUUUUGGUUUAUUCUCACUUUUGCAUUUUGUUCCAAAAUGGAAUUGCAUUAUUAAGAUUCAGGUCAUUUCUGUUUUCUAUGUAAUAAAUACAGUUAUGUGUU
Molecule: messenger RNA, 11956 nt
Organism: Neoarius graeffei (lesser salmon catfish)
Lineage: Eukaryota; Metazoa; Chordata; Actinopteri; Siluriformes; Ariidae
Gene: celsr2
Product: cadherin, EGF LAG seven-pass G-type receptor 2
Exons: 36
Coding region: 1738-10617 (2959 amino acids)
Biological process (GO): homophilic cell-cell adhesion; cell surface receptor signaling pathway; G protein-coupled receptor signaling pathway
Cellular component (GO): plasma membrane
Molecular function (GO): calcium ion binding; G protein-coupled receptor activity
Source: RefSeq, a predicted model, not a curated record